Messenger RNA from Exophiala dermatitidis NIH/UT8656, 3299 nucleotides. RefSeq names its product elongation factor 2. The coding region runs from base 394 to 2925 and encodes 843 amino acids. Gene Ontology annotation, molecular function: ribosome binding; translation elongation factor activity; GTP binding. Gene Ontology annotation, cellular component: cytosol; ribonucleoprotein complex. Gene Ontology annotation, biological process: translational elongation. The record is from RefSeq and is a predicted model, not a curated record. The transcript has 5 exons. NCBI's taxonomy places the organism in Eukaryota, Fungi, Ascomycota, Eurotiomycetes, Chaetothyriales, Herpotrichiellaceae.
GGUGGCCACAGCCGCUGCUAGUUGUCGAUGAUACUGUCAUUUACAGCCAGUUACCGUCACCGCCAGCAGCAACUCGAGGUCUGACACCGCAGCCCACUCGCCGCACUGCAGGUUCAAGUUCCUGCCACUGCACUAGCAUCAUCCUGCGUCUUGGCGCCGCCCACUGCGAAGAGAGAGAUUUCUCACUCCAGACUUUGCCUCUUCUUUCGAGUCUUCAAACCUGCUUUUGCCAGCUUAGAGCUCCGUUUCAACACAUCUAUUUCGUCUGCGACGACAUAGCGCAGGCGUCUGAGCAGAUCGAGCGAGUCCUCGAUUCUGCCAUUCUCACCCAAAAAAGCUCAAGAGAGCGCCCUACCCCGCCUUACAGGCAGAUAACAUCUCAACACCGCCAACAUGGUCAACUUCACGGUCGACGAGAUCCGGGCCCUUAUGGACCGUCCGGCCAAUAUCCGGAACAUGUCCGUCAUUGCCCACGUCGAUCACGGAAAAUCCACCUUGACCGACUCUCUGGUCCAGCGAGCGGGUAUUAUCUCUGCCGCAAAGGCCGGUGAAGCCCGUUUCACCGACACUCGAAAGGACGAGCAGGAGCGAGGUAUCACCAUCAAGUCCACGGCCAUUUCUCUGUACGCCCAUCUGCCGGAUGAGGAGGAUUUGAAGGAUAUCCCACAGAAGGUCACUGGUAACGAGUUCUUGAUCAACUUGAUCGAUUCGCCAGGACACGUUGAUUUCUCUUCGGAAGUCACCGCUGCUCUGCGUGUCACUGAUGGUGCCUUGGUUGUCGUCGACACAAUUGAGGGUGUCUGUGUCCAGACCGAGACCGUCUUGCGACAGGCCCUUGGUGAACGUAUCAAGCCAGUCGUUAUCAUUAACAAGGUCGACCGUGCUCUCCUCGAGUUGCAGGUCUCCAAGGAAGAUCUGUACCAGUCAUUCCUCCGAACCAUCGAGUCGGUGAACGUCAUUAUCUCCACCUACUUCGACAAGGCUCUGGGUGAUGUCCAGGUCUUCCCUGAGAAGGGUACCGUUGCCUUCGGUUCCGGUCUUCACGGCUGGGCUUUCACCAUCCGACAAUUCGCCAUCAGAUAUGCCAAGAAGUUUGGUGUUGACAAGGCCAAGAUGAUGGAGCGUCUUUGGGGCGACAACUACUUCAACCCCAAGACCAAGAAGUGGACCAAGACUGCCGAGCACGAGGGCAAGCAGCUCGAGCGUGCCUUUAACCAGUUCAUCUUGGACCCUAUCUUCAAGAUCUUCGAUGCUUUCCAGAAGGGCAAGGUCGACGAGUUGGUCAACCUGACCACCAAGCUUGACAUCAAGUUGACCAACGAGGAGAAGGAACUUCCUGGCAAGGGUCUUCUCAAGGCUGCCAUGCGCAAGUUCUUGCCUGCCGCCGAUGCUCUUCUCGAAAUGAUGGUUAUCCACUUGCCAUCUCCCGUCACUGCCCAGCGGUACCGUGCUGAGACCCUGUACGAGGGUCCUCCGGAUGACCCAGCCUGCAUUGCCAUCCGUGAGUGUGACCCCAAGGCCGACCUCAUGCUGUACGUCUCCAAGAUGGUGCCGACCUCCGAUAAGGGUCGAUUCUACGCCUUCGGUCGUGUCUUCGCCGGUACCGUCCGCUCCGGCAUGAAGGUCCGCAUCCAGGGCCCCAACUACGUUCCAGGCAAGAAGGAGGACUUGUACAUCAAGGCUAUCCAGCGUACUGUGCUCAUGAUGGGUCGUACCGUCGAGCCCAUUGAUGACCUGCCGGCCGGUAACAUUGUCGGUCUCGUCGGUAUUGACCAGUUCUUGCUCAAGUCUGGUACUCUUACCACCUCCGAGACCGCCCACAACUUGAAGGUCAUGAAGUUCUCCGUCUCUCCUGUCGUGCAACGUUCCGUCGAAGUCAAGAACGCCAACGAUCUGCCGAAAUUGGUCGAAGGUCUCAAGCGUCUGUCCAAGUCCGACCCUUGCGUCUUGACCAUGAUCAACGAGUCCGGCGAGCACGUCGUUGCCGGUGCCGGUGAGCUUCACUUGGAAAUCUGUUUGAAGGAUUUGGAGGAAGACCACGCCGGUGUGCCGCUCAAGAUCUCCGACCCUGUCGUCUCGUACCGUGAGACUGUCGGUGACAAGUCCAGCAUGACUGCUCUGUCCAAGUCGCCCAACAAGCACAACCGUCUGUAUGUUAUUGCUGAGCCUCUUGGCGAGGAGGUUUCCAAGGACAUCGAGAACGGCAAGAUCAACCCUCGUGACGACUUCAAGGCUCGUGCUCGUAUCCUGGCCGAUGAACACGGCUGGGAUGUCACCGAUGCUCGAAAGAUCUGGGCCUUUGGUCCUGACACCACUGGCGCCAACUUGUUGGUUGACCAGACCAAGGCUGUCCAAUACCUCAACGAGAUCAAGGACUCUGUCGUCUCUGGUUUCCAAUGGGCUACUCGUGAAGGUCCUAUCGCUGAGGAACCUAUGCGAUCGAUCCGAUUCAACAUCAUGGAUGUUACCCUCCACGCCGAUGCCAUCCAUCGUGGUGGUGGUCAGAUUAUCCCUACCGCCAGACGUGUGCUCUAUGCCGCCACUCUCCUUGCCGACCCUGGUCUGCAAGAGCCCGUCUUCUUGGUCGAGAUUCAAGUUCCGGAACAGGCCAUGGGUGGUAUCUACGGUGUCCUUACCCGCAGAAGAGGUCACGUCUUCUCCGAGGAGCAACGUGUCGGUACUCCUCUGUUCACCGUCAAGGCCUACCUUCCCGUCAUGGAGUCGUUCGGCUUCAACGCUGAUCUUCGUGCCGCCACUGGUGGUCAAGCAUUCCCUCAAUCCGUCUUUGACCACUGGCAAAUCCUUCCGGGUGGUUCGCCGCUUGACCCCAACACGAUGCCUGGAAAGGUCGUCGAGCAAAUGCGUACGAGAAAGGGUCUCAAGCCCCAAGUGCCAGGUUAUGACAAUUACUAUGACAAAUUGUAGAGCAUCCAGCUUGCAUGCACUGAUAGACAAGACCAUAACCACCUUACGAGAUGCAUGCAUGGGUGCAUGGUCCUGGAGCAUUGUAUGAUGGCCAAAGAAAAAGAAUUACCAAUGCAACGAAUGACCCGCUUGAAGCAAUGGACCGGCUCUGGAAACGUUGUCAAGCCAUGCAGUUGAGGGUGCCGCAAUGAUGGACUAGGCUUAGAGGGUGGAUGGUUGUAUUUGCAUUUCACCUCUACAAGACAUGAUACUUGUUAGUCUUGGAACAUCUGCUCCCACAACCAUUCGGUAGAUGUUGUCUCGCGUCCACCAGACAUCCAGGUAGAAAACGACCCUCAGGUAGAGGACAAAUGAUAUGAAGUGUUGAUAUCCCG